CACCAGAAUCACGAAACUGCUCAUUGUGGUUAAAGGCAACGAACUAGCGCACCAAGGCGGUGGCGGUGCAGAGCAAGGGACGGUGUCACACUGCUAAUAAAUACGGAAUGGUGCAUGUAAGUGUUCGUGCAGAUCACAUCCGCCCUUCACCCUGCAGAGGCCUCUCAGCCUUGCCAUGGUCCAUGGAGCUCAAAAGGGUGUGCCCGUGCCAUCAACCCCGCCCUCUCUGGCAUUUCAUCAAUAUGAGCCCGAAGUCCUUCUGUCCCUUUCCCAAAGUUGUCACCAAGAUCCAAAGCCAAAUCAGACCACUCCCGCUGCGAUAGUAGUCCAGUCCAUCCCGUGAAUUCAACCAAGGAAGAUGAGUCUGGCGGCCAGCCAGUGCGUCUACAUCCAGCUCCAAAGGGUUGCGCUAACCACCCAGAGCCCGCGCGAGUUCGCGGACCAACUGGCCAUAUUCAUAAUGACUCGCCUCUUUGAUGUUGGUCUUGCCACUGCUGCAGCAGCGGCAGCUGGAGCAGCAGGCGCACAUGCAGCCGGAGUCCCCCUGACUACCGAGAUACUGCGGGAUGCCGCCGUUGGCGGAGCCCUCAAAUCCGGAGCCAUGGCCGUUGCCGGUCUCUUCAUGCUGGCGCGGCUUAAUACACCCUUCAUCGUCAUCCCGAUGCUCCUGGGAACAACCAUGGCGACAAACGUUCUGUUGGUGGCAGCACUAGCAAACCGAACGCUCGGAUACGCGCCAACCCAGCUCCUCGUAGCCGCCGUCGUGGCCGGCAUUCCGCUCGGCUUUUGCCCGGUAUACUAUUAUGGAGCGUUUCGAGUCCCGAUCACGUUUACAUCAAUCCCAUUCGACGUUCUCGGGGCAUAUACGUUUGUGAAAAUGGCCGACAACUUGGGCCACCCUAUUUGCCCACUCAGGCCUGCACUAGUUGCCGGCGCCGUGUUUGGAACGGUCUUCUCUGUCGGCUUAACUUUAUUCGGUUGCUGGUUCAUAGGACGGCCCAGGAUCAUACGCCUGAGCAAUGCCGGGAACAGCCUCUCUGGGCACGCGAGCUGCUGUGGAAAUCAAGUUGUUUUCAAUUCCGUCACGAGGGGGGCCAUCGCCAGGCCCCCAGUCUAUGGUUCCUUGGGUAGCGCCGGGUUCGGCGUGGUGUCUCGGAGAACCCAUGCCCUCGGAAUCUACUGGGAGCCUGGUGCGGUUGGCGGGGGCUUGGUCCUCCACGCCGAGUCGUCUGCAAACGAUACGGUAAAUUACACUACGGGCGGGGCCGAGUUCUUCAGGAUGGCUUGAGUCAACACCCAAGACGCCAGCGUCUCAUCACGUCCCGAGACGGCGCAUUCUUCAUCAUCAUGCUUCUCUACCGAGCCACAGCAGAGAAAUUACACAGAACUUAAUUAUAUAAACCUAAGUAUGGC
Messenger RNA from Thermothelomyces thermophilus ATCC 42464, 1413 nucleotides. RefSeq lists its product as uncharacterized. The transcript is spliced from 6 exons. The record is from RefSeq and is a predicted model, not a curated record. The coding region runs from base 461 to 1288 and encodes 275 amino acids. NCBI's taxonomy places the organism in Eukaryota, Fungi, Ascomycota, Sordariomycetes, Sordariales, Chaetomiaceae.